This is a messenger RNA of Anopheles moucheti, 1231 nucleotides long. RefSeq names its product N-alpha-acetyltransferase 80 (gene Naa80). Gene Ontology annotation, molecular function: acetyl-CoA binding; N-acetyltransferase activity. The transcript is spliced from 3 exons. The coding region runs from base 276 to 785 and encodes 169 amino acids. The record is from RefSeq and is a predicted model, not a curated record. Gene Ontology annotation, cellular component: cytoplasm. Lineage: Eukaryota; Metazoa; Arthropoda; Insecta; Diptera; Culicidae. Gene Ontology annotation, biological process: protein acetylation.
CCGUUUUGACCUGCACCGCAUCGAUAGAAAUCGAUGUCGAAUUCAAGAGCGAAGUAAGUGCAUUGCAAAGCGUAACCAACCGCUGUCCCCGCUGCUGAUAGCUGAGAGCCAGGGCUACCUAGAACUAACGCAAGCCCGGGGUACACGCGAAGCGUACAAUUAUUUUUAGAACCAUAUGAAUCGGUGAUGUAGCAUCGUUCGGAUAUCCUGCAAUCCUCUUCCUUCCCCUGAAAAUCGUUAUUUCUCCUGCCGCUGAACGAUAGGGUUUAGUCAGCAUGACGCUUCCACCUCAACCCGUACCUAGCGAACCGUACAGAGUGGUUCCAAUCCAUAAACAUCGUGAACUAAUGGAUCAGUGCAUUGCACUUAUAAACGCUGAAUGGCCACGGUCGUACACGGCUCGGCUCUGGAGUUUGGAAUCGUCGAAAGAAACGCUCCCGACCAGCUUUGUGCUGACAACGAGCGUGAAAAAUGAAACCAUCGUCCUGGCUCACGCCAAACUUUCGCCCAUCCCUGCCGAUCGAGAUGCCGUAUUUGUGGAAAGCGUAGUUGUAGCUCGCGAACGCCGUGGCCAAGGCAUUGGACGGUUGCUAAUGCAGGAGGUAGAAAACCAUUGUUUCAAGCAUUUGCAUCUGAAGAAGAUCUACCUUUCCACAAUCGACCAGGAAGCAUUUUACGCGAAGCUUGGGUACAAGCUGUGCAGUGCUAUUAACAUUUUCGGGUCACGUCCCACAUUUAACAAGAGCACCAAGAAAAUUUGGAUGUCCAAGUGUGCGGGCAGUUAGUCGCAUAAACGAAUGACGGGUAUACGAGGCAUGUAUUUAAUAUCUUUGUCCGGUUGAUUAUUGUUAGCUUGCCUGCCAGUGGUUUGUUAUGUAUCAUUACAAAUUUAUAUCCUAGGCAACGGAAAUGCUAUUUAUUGUAGUUACACCAAUUUAACAUAAAACUUGAUUUGAUGAAUAAAAGGUGCUCUACUCGUGGUUCGCUAUAGAGCGUGUCGAGUUUUGGCGCUUAGAAACGCGAGAUAAAAAUAGCUGCUCGAAUCUUCUCUUUUCUAAAAAGCUGAAGGGUAGUUAGGAUGAAACGUGAUUGUUAAUAGGGACCGCGAAUCAUGUUUUUACAUACGCUUCAAUAGAGCUUAGAAGCAAACUAUAACGAUUUUCGGUAUUGUUAUCAAACAGCACGUUGAACGUAGCAUGUAAAAUCUACUACUUUGUCAUAGAUAAAGAGC